AUGGCCAGUCUCCGUCUCGCUCGCGCAAAGAUCUUGGACACGCGCCGAGCAUCCGCUCCUAGACACUUCUCCUCCUCCUUAAUCAUCAUGUCCGGGCAGAAAUACCGCGUAGAGCGUGACACGUUCGGCGAGCUCCAGGUGCCAGCAGACAGGUACUGGGGAGCGCAAACGCAGAGAUCGUUGCAAAACUUUGACAUUGGCGGUCCCACCGAGCGUCUCCCCCCUCCCCUCAUUAAGGCAUUCGGUGUCCUCAAGAAGGCUUCGGCUAUGGUCAACACUACGUACGGUCUCGAUCCCAAGAUCGGUGAUGCUAUCCAGAACGCUGCAGACGAUGUCAUCUCCGGAGAGCUCAUUGACCACUUCCCCCUGGUUGUUUUCCAGACCGGAAGUGGUACGCAGAGCAACAUGAACGUUAACGAGGUCAUAUCUAAUCGCGCGAUUGAGGCGCUCGGUGGCGAGCUGGGCUCAAAGAAGCCCGUACAUCCCAAUGACCAUGUCAAUAUGAGCCAGAGCAGCAAUGACAGCUUCCCUACAGCUAUGCACAUAGCAGCCGUAACCGAGCUUCACCACUCCCUGAUCCCAGCUCUCACUGAACUGAGGAAUGUCCUAGCUGUGAAGUCGGAGGCUUUCGCGCACAUCAUCAAGAUCGGACGCACACACUUGCAGGAUGCGACUCCUCUGACACUGGGCCAAGAAUUCAGUGGUUACGUCCAGCAGGUGACUAAUGGAAUUGAGCGGGUCAAGGCCGUUCUCCCGCGCUUAAGCCUCCUGGCACAGGGAGGCACAGCGGUGGGAACUGGCCUGAAUACGAAGAAAGGCUUCGAUGUAAAGGUUGCAGCGGCCAUUUCGCAGAUCACAGGUCUUGAAUUCAAGACCGCACCAAAUAAGUUCGAAGCACUGGCAGCUCAUGACGCGCUAGUAGAGGCUCAUGGUGCCCUCAACGUUGUUGCGGUCUCACUCAUGAAGAUCGCCAACGACAUCCGGUACCUUGGAUCUGGUCCUCGCUGCGGAUUCGGUGAACUGAGUCUACCGGAAAACGAGCCUGGCAGCAGUAUCAUGCCUGGCAAGGUCAACCCCACACAGUGUGAGGCACUGACCAUGGUUGCUGCACAAGUCAUUGGCAACCAGACUACAGUCAGUGUGGCGGGUGCACAAGGGCAAUUCGAGCUGAACGUCUUCAAGCCGGUUAUCAUCAAAAACGUGCUGCAGAGCAUCCGUCUUUUGGCUGAUGGUUCGCGGUCAUUCACAAAGAACUGCGUGGUCGGAAUUCAAGCUAACGAGAAGCGGAUCAACACACUCCUGCACGAGUCGCUUAUGUUGGCUACUAUCCUGAACGGCCACCUAGGCUAUGAUAACGUUGCCAAGUGUGCUAAGAAGGCGCACAAGGAGGGAACCACGCUGAAGGAGGCGACCGUGGCUUUAGGCUUCCUGACGCCGGAGGAGUUCGACGACAAGGUUCGACCAGAACUGAUGUUGGGGCCUGACGAUGCAUAG
This is a messenger RNA of Sparassis crispa, 1494 nucleotides long. Its product is annotated as Fumarate hydratase, mitochondrial. Gene Ontology annotation, molecular function: fumarate hydratase activity. Gene Ontology annotation, cellular component: mitochondrion; tricarboxylic acid cycle heteromeric enzyme complex. The coding region runs from base 1 to 1494 and encodes 497 amino acids. The record is from RefSeq and is a predicted model, not a curated record. The transcript is spliced from 13 exons. Lineage: Eukaryota; Fungi; Basidiomycota; Agaricomycetes; Polyporales; Sparassidaceae. Gene Ontology annotation, biological process: fumarate metabolic process; malate metabolic process; tricarboxylic acid cycle.